Babesia ovata is the source of this 393-nucleotide messenger RNA. RefSeq names its product N-terminal domain-containing protein, putative. The transcript has a single exon. The coding region runs from base 1 to 393 and encodes 130 amino acids. Lineage: Eukaryota; Apicomplexa; Aconoidasida; Piroplasmida; Babesiidae. The record is from RefSeq and is a predicted model, not a curated record.
AUGCUCCAGACUCUUAACAUUCUCGCCGAGACUAUCAUUUGCAAUUUUUAUUUGGCUUCUCGCACUGUCAAUUUUGUCAAUAUUUUCACCAAGUGGCUUACUCUUAUCUUCCAACGCAUCAUAAACAUCUUGAGCCUUUCCAAUCGCUCCUUGGAGCACUCUCUUGGCCUGCUCAUUCCACUUGUCCAAAUUGCCAUGGACAGUAUUCAGACUUUGAUUAACUCCCUUAAUUCUCUUAUUGGCGUCAACAAUUUUGUUAACAUUCUUGCUCAAUUCAGCGUGGACGUCCAACUUACUGUAAGCCUCUUCCGCUUUUUGCUGGGCCUUUUGGCGGAUGUCCUCCGCGGUGGAGAUCCAAUUACUAAGGCUGUCGACUUGUGUUUUCAGUUGUGA